Corylus avellana is the source of this 840-nucleotide messenger RNA. NCBI's taxonomy places the organism in Eukaryota, Viridiplantae, Streptophyta, Magnoliopsida, Fagales, Betulaceae. The record is from RefSeq and is a predicted model, not a curated record.
AUGGGUAUUGCUAAUUUCCUCGGUCCAUUAAUAAAAAAGAAGAAGGUGCACCAUACAAAAAACGUAGUAGCAGUAGAAGAAGAUAUGUACGGCUUUUAUAAGCGUAUUGAAAGGCAGAGCAGAGUGAAGAAGAAUUACUUGAAUGAAAAAUUAAGAGUAAUUGUAGUGGAUUGGUUGAUACAAGUUCAUAUGGAUUUCGGUUUUGAGCAGGAGACUCUGUUUCUUGCUGUCAACGUUGUUGACCGCUUUCUGUCGUCGGUGGUUGUUUCGGUGUCUGAGUUGAAGCUGGUGGCUAUGGCGGCGUUAGUCAUAGCCUGCAAAUAUGAAGGGAAACGGUUCCCUUCUGCUGUAGAAUUCCAAGACAUGAUCCCAGAAACUUACUUCACAUGCUUAUUUGAGGCUUCUUUCACUCAAGAAGAAAUCAAUUCCAUGGAAGAGAAAAUCCUAAACAAGUUGGUAUGGAAGAUUAUGGUUCCAACCAUCCAUUCUUUCUUGGUCGAACUUCUUGGAUCUUUUGGGAUUACUGACCGACUCUUGAAGAACAUGGCUUUCUAUUUUGGGGAACUUGCGAUGAACGAUUAUGCUACAACUACCAUGCAUUCGCCGUCCAUGAUUGCUGCCUCUGCCAUCCACGCAGCGCGAUCCUGCAUGCUUGAAAUAAGCCAUGGCAGGGAGUGGGCCAAAACUCUUCAAAAGACUGGUUAUUCCAAGCGAGAUAUCGCUUCUUGUGCUAAAAUGCUUCUGCGAUUAGCUAAGAUGACUGCGCGUGGGAUGCCGAACAAAAAGGUUUUUGAGAAAUACUCUGACACUACAUGGGAUGCAGUUGCUCUGAUACCUUAA